UUAUAUCAAUUAAUCAAUUAUUUUAUUAAAAUAAAUGUCAGACAUUGAAUGGUUCAUUCGUCAGUCGACGACUUGGAGUCAUUGCAUGUACCAAUAUUCAUUAUUGUCUCCUUCUUCGGAAGACACCGAAAAUCCAAAUCACUCAUCUUUUAUUUACAGCAUCAACGAAAUAAAAAAUGAAAUUAUUCGUGGUGGUGGUUUUGGUAGCAGUGGGCAUCAUGUUCGUGUUCGCCUCGGACACUGCAGCAGCCCCUACAGAUUAUGAAGAUACGAAUGAUAUGAUCUCACUUUCCUCGUUGGUUGGCGACAAUAGCCCGUACGUACGUGUUUCUAGUGCAGAUUCUGGAGGUUCCUCUAAGACAAGCAGCAAGAACCCAAUACUCGGUCUCCUCAAAUCCGUGAUUAAACUCUUGACGAAAAUUUUCGGCACUUAUUCCGAUGCUGCCCCAGCGAUGCCACCGAUACCACCGGCAUUACGGAAAAAUCGAGGCAUGCUCGCCUAAUAUUGUACGUUCGAAUUUUCACCGGUCGUCUUAUGAUGUGAAUUGUGUUUCCUUAGACACUUAGACACAGGCUGUUGAUUUUACCGCAACAAUAUAUCAUAAUAUAAUCAAGACGGGUGAAACUGUGCAAUAUAACAAUGAAAUAGGUACGUAAGGUAAUAAUAAAGAUAUUCUUCAUAUUAUAUUUAUUUACUAUUUUUUUUUUUUUUUUUCAUUUUCACAACUCAGAACCGACUUAAAGUAGAUAUAAUUAUUAUCAUAAUAUAUUUAUAAGCUAUCUGUUACAUUAUAUUCUUAUUUUAACGGCCAGAGUUAUUACAAGAAAUCUCAGUGUUUAUAUACCAUUAGGCAUUAGAUUAGAAACAACAAGAAUAUACCUAUAAUAUUUUAUAUUACCUAUGUAAUAUAUUAUGUAAUUGCAACUACAUAAUUAGUGUUGAUUAUUUAUUUGAAUAUUAUUUUAUGUAGUCGUAUAUCUUUGAACUUUAAUAUUUGUUGUUUUUUUCCAUAAUAAAUAUACUAAAAUAUAGUUUGAAAAUAUUUUUA
Acyrthosiphon pisum (pea aphid) is the source of this 1049-nucleotide messenger RNA. RefSeq lists its product as uncharacterized. The record is from RefSeq and is a predicted model, not a curated record. Bases 177 to 503 code for a protein of 108 amino acids. The transcript is spliced from 3 exons. Lineage: Eukaryota; Metazoa; Arthropoda; Insecta; Hemiptera; Aphididae.